GCAGACCGAGGAGGAGACCGAGGAGGGGAGCUGUCUGUCUGGGGCCGCUGUCUCUAACGUAAAGACCCGGGCUACAGCCCCGAAAUGAAGCCGGGGGGGGUGGGCAGGGACGCCUCAGACUGCACGCAGCUGUGACGGAGUGAUGGAAGAAGAGAAGGUUGUUAAAAGGAAUCGGAGUAAAGCAACCGCGCUGAGUCUGAGCACUUGCACAGGAGGCAGAACAAGGAAGAGGACCGAGGAGGAAGUCUGAGAGGAAAAGGAGAAGCAGAGAGCAGAGAGAGGCGCUGCAGGGUUUCUGUUCUCGGGGUUUGGUCUGUCCUUCUGGCCAGGCGUGCGCGUCUGUGCUGUGAGAUAAACCAGCUCGUCUUCACCGGGUGCCUGGAGCAAGGGGGACUCAACACCGGCAGCAGCCGAGCCAGGCCCAGCGAAAUCCGCUCCGGUGCUUCCGGGCAGCCGUCAUAGCGCUCACCAUUGUGCAGUGCAAAAAAAGAAAAGAAAAGAGAAAAAAAAACCUGCCCUUUGUGUGGCCAGGGCUGAGUAGGAAAGUGAUUUACGAUCACUUGAACUCACCCCAAAAAAAGAGCAGGCAGGCUGGACACAAAUAGGCUCCACCGGCCGCUGCCUGUGCCUGCCUCUGCGAGCUGGGAGCUGCGUGUUUACCCCGGGAGAGCCCGACAGCGACACCAGGCUUCUCCUCCCGGUGAUGAGAGAGAGAGGGAGAGAGAGGGGGAGCAGACGUCAAGCCCGCUCCAUGAAUAUUGAUGUGGAGGAUUGUCUGUUUCGCAGAGGAACAGAAGGAAGCAAGAUGGCUGCCCUUUAGGAUUUGUUAAAGAGCAGACCCCGGACGGCUUUUCUGGAAUUCUGCAAAGUGGAGGGACAGAAAAAAGAGGACUCACGGAGGGCAGCCUUGUGGAUGGACUCAACGCUGGCCAGAUGGAAACAGAAAAGGCCGGUCAUGAGGCAGAAGAAAGACUGACACCGGCACCACCCAAUGCCGUUCCCCGGAUGGAAGACCCGAUCGCCGCGGUCCAGAAUGGAAACCAAUCACCGGAGGAGGCGCUCCCUCAGCAGACCAAUGGGGAUGCGAGCUGGAACCACUUCAAACCCAAUGAGGGGGUCAACCCAAGGAGGAGCCUUGGGAAGAAGUGUUCCAGCCCCAUCAGAACGCAGGACCUGUUGGAUCAAAGCCCCCACCCGAGAAACGGGGGGGUGAAGCACGCGCUCAGCGAGCCGUCGCUGCUGGAAUUUCACCCGUCAAAAAAACUCAGGUUGGACGCGGAGUUAAAUGGACAGGAUGACAGCGUGACUCCUUCGGGGCAGGCAGCAAAGUCCGACUGCACGGCGAGCGAGCUGGACUGCCCUCCGGAGCUCCCGAAGCCUUCAGCAGAGGAGCGCGACGGCUCGCAGGAGCAGAAACUGGAUAAUAACGAGCGCAGCUUCUCUGAUGAGGACCUUUAUUCGCUUCCGAGGAACAAGAAGCAAGCCUUUACUAAUGGUGCUAUAGUGAACUCGCCUUCCAUGGAAGACAUGCACAGUGACCUCUUAGAGAAAAAACUGCCUCAGUGUUACCCAGACCACAUAUCGGUUGCUUCACGGAACACAUCUAAAGACGAUUCAGCUGAGAGCCCAGUUUCGAAUGACACGCCUGAAGAGACCACGGAUUCCCCAGCACGGAGCUCAGGUUUGCCAAUUUCAUCCCCAAACUCAUUAUCCAGGGAGCAAGAGAGAACAUCCUCGGAAGUACACAGUGGCGAUGGCUGUGCCUCAUUGGCUACAGAUGAGGAAGAGCCGCAUGGCCAGAGGUUCCCUCUCGAAGAUGCCCUGGCAUCACAGGACCCGUGCCCAAAUGCUGAUGAGGAGCCACAACCGGUGAGGCCUACAGAUAGUGAAAAUGGUCAAAGCAGCCCUGAGGGGUCCUCAAAGAACCACCAUUCAGAUGAACAGCCAAGUCAAAACUCCUGUCCUAGAAGUCCCCUUCAGCCAAAGGAAAGUGAAGGACUUACUCAUCUUAUUAAUGAUAAUAUAGCAGCAGUGGUGGAAAAUAAGGAUACAGACCUUAGUUACCCUUCACAGGUCCUCAGUCCAAAACUGAACUCCCAGGUGAGUCCAGAGAAGGUGCAGGUUGAUGUUCAGCCAGAAACCCAACUGAUGAGCUCACCCAAAAGCUACAGUCAACAGGGCACUCCUGACCCAGCAGUGUCAAACCCUCCAGGGUUAAGCGAAGGUGCUCCAAAUCAAGAACCUGAGAAUCAUUUAACAGAACCUCAUGCAAAAGGCAAAAACGAAACAAACGGACAUGUUUCUUUUGAAGGGGAGGUGGAGGAAACGUUACAACAAACAGAUCCUUAUCCUGAUGUGAACUGGACUGACCUGAAUUCUUCCCAGCCUCCCCAAGAAACGGGCCUGCCACAGCCGCAGCGGGAACAGCAGGCAGAUGUUCAGGGUGCGGGCCAGAUGCAGAACCUGGGCCCCAUGCAAGGAUUUCAAAACCAGGAAUCCAAUCAAUCUAGCUUCCAGCAACAGGAAAGAAAGACGCAAAAUCAGUACGAACCUCAGCUGGCACCGGGUCAAAUUGGCUACAGAAGUAGGCCAGAAUGGCAACAACAACAUCCAGGACCCCCCCAAAUUCCUACUCCACACAAAGAGCUUAUAGAGAGUAAUAAAUCACAACCUCUUUCCCAACAGUAUGGUAUUCCUCAACAUCAGGUCGAAAAUCAGUUCCACACGCAAAUGCAGCAACAGCAUUUGUUGGAAGGCGCCCAGGACAUUGAGCAGAUUCAGGAGUCUGGGUUUUCGCGACAGCAGCCAGUGCCCACCCCACAAUCUGAAGGCCGAAUGGUAGGCAGUGCACUCCCGCAUGAUCAAUCUCAGAAUUCCCAAAGUAUGGGAGAGCUUAUCGAUCAGUUUCAAGAUUCCUCCCAGAGACAGCUGAACUGUCAGGUUUUUAACAGAGUCAAGCUGGAGGAGGAGGACAUCGGGCUUGAAACAGAGCUGAAUUCAUCCAACUGCAGAUCUCAAAACCACCAAAUGCAACAGCAGACUCAACUAAAUCCAACUGCCAGAACAUCUCCUCUGUUUUUAAACUCUACACUACCUGAAGUACAAACUAAGCAAGAUGCUAUGUUUCCGUACACCCAAUCAGAAGUCCGCGAAAAUUGUGAGAUGAAAACAGUGAAGAUUCCGCAGCUUCAGAACUCACAGAGCACGGUCACCCAAAAGCAAUACUCACAUCAGCAUCAAACUCAACCGCAAGUGAAUCACACAGAGUUCCCACAGACACCACCAAUGCAUCGACCACCUCAGGUUCCACAAGGUGCUCAUAACCAACAGCCGUCAGUGCAGAUGUACCCCGCAUCGGAAUUUCAAAAAAUGUCCCAUGCACAAUUACAACAAGGGCAGCUUCAACACCAAAACUACAGAGAGUACCAGAAACACGCUGCUCUGCGAAUGCACCUGCUGCAGAAGCAGGAAAAACAAGGGCACCAGCAAAACCUCAAUGACUUUAAGCACAUCCUAGAGGCUAUCGUGUGUGAGCGUGGCUUGAGAACCGAACCUCGGCAGGACAAGGAACUGGCGACCCCUGCAACGCAGGCCGCGAUAAAGCAGGAACAUCCGCAGAUGACCUUUGAGCAGGCUCAACACAAGAGCAUCAUCGCCACCAUGGAGCAUCAGCUGAAACGGUAUCAACUCUCUCCUGUGUUCGAGAGAAAAUCGCUGGUCAUAAAGAGUCCCCACAAAUUCAAGGUGGAGACCUCGGGCCCGGUGACCGUCCUGUCGACCAACGCAACCCUCGGCGGUGAGGAUUUUCGCGCUGCGACGCAGUCGAAUGCUACCUCAGACCUCACCCCGACAAAGAAAAUGGAACCCAACAUCAACAGCUUUCUGGAAUCUCCCUUGAAACUGCUGGACACUCCAAUCAAAAACCUGUUGGACACCCCUAUUAAAACACAAUAUGAGAUUCCAUCGUGUCACUGUUUUGACCAAAUCAGUGGAAAAGAUGAUGGUCCAUAUUACACUCAUCUGGGAGCUGCUCCCAGUGUUGCAGGAAUCAGAGAGCUCAUGGAAAAGAGGUUUGGUCAAUCUGGCAGCUGUAUCAGGAUUGAGAAGGUUGUGUACACGGGAAAGGAGGGCAAGAGUGCACUAGGGUGCCCGAUUGCCAAAUGGGUGAUGCGCCGGGCCAGCGUGGAGGAGAAGGUCCUGGUGCUGGUGCGGGAGCGACCCGGACACACCUGUGAGUCGGCCGCCAUCGUGGUGGUCAUCAUCGUCUGGGAGGGCAUCCCCGCCACCGUGGCAGACCAGCUCUACGCCGACCUGGCUGGCACGCUGCAGCGACACGGCGCCCUCACCAACCGCCGAUGCGCUUUCAACGAAGAGAGAACGUGUGCUUGUCAAGGACUAGACCCAGACACCUGUGGUGCUUCCUUCUCCUUUGGGUGCUCAUGGAGUAUGUACUACAAUGGAUGCAAGUUUGCCAGGAGUAAAGUCCCCAGGAAAUUUAGGCUCCUUGGGGAUGAUCAUAAAGAGGAGGAAAAAAUGGAGCAACAUCUACAGAAUUUAGCCACCUUGGUGGGCCCGAAGUACAAGCAAAUGGCACCCGAUGCUCAUGCAAACCAGGUGGAGUACGAACACAGAGCGCCGGACUGUCGGUUGGGGCUGAAGGAAGGGCGUCCGUUCUCAGGGGUCACGGCCUGUUUGGACUUCUGCGCGCACGCCCACAGAGACCUCCAUAACAUGCCGGGCGGCAGCACUGUGGUUUGCACUCUAACAAGAGAGGACAAUCGAGAAAUUGGGACGAUCCCGGAGGACGAGCAGCUCCACGUUCUGCCUUUAUACAAGAUCUCUUCCACGGACGAGUUGGGCAGUGUGGAAGGGCAGCAGGAGAAGAUCCGGUCCGGAGCCAUCCAGGCGCUCAGCGCUUACCGCCGGAAGGUGCGCAUGCUCGCCGAGCCGGCGAAGUCGUGCCGACAGCGGAACCUGGAGGCCAAAAGAGGGGGCGCAAACAAGGACACCCCGAACUCGAAGGCCGAGAAGAACCCUCAAGCGACUCCGAAACAAAGCACUUUGGAGAAACCGGGCCCAAACAUGGACGUGUCAGGUUCUCACCCAGACCAACUUCAUGCGGAAGCAGCACAGAUGGGUCACCCCCCACACCCUCUCAAUACACCAUAUCCACAACAGCAGCAACUGCGGCCCCCAAACACCACCCCUGGUUCCCCACACCUGUCCCAGCAAAGCUAUCCAAGGUUCCCCAAUCCGGCAAAUCCAUUUUCGAGCACUUCCCCUUUAAACCUGUGCCCACAGUCACCAGCACCCUUGAGCCCUCACCCCUCUACCAUACAUGCAAACCCUUACUUAAAUGGGUCGAAUACUGUAAACCCUUACCACGGCUCUCUAAACCCAAAUUCCUCUUACCCAGGAUAUCAGUGCAAUGGAAGCGCUCCCUUGGACGGCUUUCGCCCAUACUAUGCUUCGAAUCAAAAGCAGAUGGACGUGUACCCCCACCAGAGACCACAGCUUUGCACAGAUCAGCAGUACUAUCCCCAUCAGCAUUACAGAGUCGACUAUCCGCCUCGGUACAAUGAGCCCAGUUUACACGUGAACGGCUACAGCAACUGCAACACAAGACCCAACGUUCAACCCAUGGGUCCCUACUCAACCUACGGCCCUAACAGUGGGCCGGACGGCCAGGUUUUGGAGGCCGUCCCCCGGCCACCCUCGGCCCAUCCAACCGUGGACUAUUCACCAGCGAGCAAAAGCAUUGAGUACAAUGGAUACGCCAACUCGUAUCUUUCCCAGAACGCCCAGAUGUACCUUCAGGACAAAGACCGUCAUUUUCACACUCAGAUCAAACCUGAGAUGAAUUUUCACGAUGCGAACGGCAUGGGCCAGGGGCCUCCGGCAAUGGGUGCCCCGUGCCCGACCCUGAUCCGGCCCGGAAACGGGCCGCCAAGCGAGAACACCCAGGGGAUCGCGAUUAAACAGGAGUGCCACCCACCCGGGGAGGCGCCGACUCCCAACCAAAAGGAGGAAGUGUGGUCGGACAACGAGCACAGCUUCCUGGAUCCGGAGAUCGGCGGGCUGGCGGUGGCCCCCAGCCACGGCUCCAUCCUCAUCGAGUGCGCCAAGCGGGAGCUCCACGCCACCACCCCGCUGAAGAACCCCGACCGGAACCACCCCACCCGCAUCUCGCUGGUCUUCUACCAGCACAAGAACAUGAUCGAGGCCAAGCACGGCCUGGCGCUGUGGGAGGCCAAGAUGGCGGAGAAAACCAGGGAGAAAGAGCUGGACAUGGAGAAGCACGGUGCCGAGGGCACCCCUACCAAAAACAAGAAGGCGAAGAGGGAACCUCCGGAGUUCCUGGAAAACGCAGAGCUCCCUUUUAAGCGCUUUAUUGAGACACUCGCGGCGAAGUCCUCGUCUUGCACCACAAACACCUACGUCAGUACGUCUCCCUACGCCUUCACCAAGGUAACGGGGCCUUACAACCACUACGUCUAGGUUUGGUGUUCAGGUUUAUACUAACAAACACACAGGAGCCCGAUUUGCAACUAGAGGCGUUGUAUUUAUGUGAAACCUUAUCGCAACCAGUCGACGCAAUCUUCAAGAAGCUCUUCCUGAAAGGGAGUGGUAGUCCGACAACAGCAAAAUAUGACUCUAUGCAAAAAAAAGUUUAUGAGCUUAUGAUAAUACUGUGGUUGAGUUGUACUGUGGUUGGAAGCCGUACCAUCAGUUACACAUAGACAAUUGAGCUUUACUAACUGGUGUGAAAUUAAGGCAGUAUUUAUUUAUUUUUUAUUUUUGUUACUCUUGUGAGAUACACACUGUUCUAAUCUUCUGGUGCUCCGUGUCCUCUACAUCAGGAUGUACAUUACUGGAAACAAAGUUUCAGCUUGGUGGUUUAAUUUUGUAUUGAAUAGAUUUAUCUAAUAUAUAGGUAAUUAGUAGGUGGUGUAAUACUCUGACUUCAUGGGUUAUUUAAUUCACGGUGCUAAAUUGAAGUGUCUUUAAUAUAAAAUUUCGUUUUAAAUGCCUUUAUAUUCUAUGAACGUCUCUUUAUAUGUUACUUUUUAAUGCAGAGGUAAUUAUUUAGAAUGGCAUUUUACACACUGCAAAUGUAGAAAUACUAAAAGAAAUGAUAUCAUCAACAAACUGUGCUGGGUUUUGUAUCGUGUAGUGCGAGUGCUUUUGUGCACUUCGUGUACCGAGCGUCGAACAGAUUUUAUUAUUAUUAUUUUUCUACAUUUGAGAUUCCAUAAUUCAUUCACAUUUAUUUCCAGCAUUAAUCUGGCAACAUUAAUGGGCUGUGUUAUUAAAAUUAACUUUAUUUUACAAAAAUAUUCACUGCAGUGAGACUACUGGUUUCAAACAGAAUUUUUACACUAGCGUGUUUUGGUGCUUCUAAAGAAAACCUAAGGUAUAUCUUUUUAACGUAAUGAAAUACAGUGAAUAUUAAGCCAUUGUAAAGGCAGCUAUCAAGCUGCACUGAAUGAAAAAGAAAAUAAAUAAAUCUCCUGUCAUGUUUGUACAAUAAUUUCUAUUUGUCAGGGGCAGUAUAAUGUCUGUGAUGGACUGGUAUAAUUAUUUAAAAAUUCAUAACAAGUCCAUCAAAAAAUAAAUAAAAUAAAAUAAAAUACAAAAAACAGAUUCAUAAACAGACUCUCUACUAGGGGUGCUACACAGAGUACAUGUGGUUAGCAGUAUGUUCGUGUAAUGGCAGCUGACUUUUUGUGGUGUUUUUAAAUAGCUGGUAAUAGCAAGCUAAAGAAAAGUGAUAUUUGUACAGUAAAUUAAAUUACAGCCGUAACACUUAAUUUUAAUACUGUAAAAAGCAAUUACUUUUUAUUUUGGUUUGAGCUGAUUUUAUUUCAAAUGGUGCUACUCUAUUUGCAACAAACAUGCAUAAUGUGAGAGUCUUCAUGGACGACGACAAGAUUAGUGGAAGAUCAUUCUACUUCUUUUUAUAUACCUCAGAUCUAGUUUGGCAAUAGUACUAUUAUAAAAAGCAUAAAUACUAUAUACACAUACGUAAAUUAAUAAAAUAAACAAUAACAUAACUUCAAAAGAAAUACAUCAUUCACUUAUUUUUUCGAGCAAUGAAGUAUAACUUGAAUGUCACACUUCAAUUUUAUAAUAAAAUCAGGGAUACGUUAGCUCUUUUACAUAUUUUAGAAUAUAUUUCUAUAUUUUGUGUGUAUGCCAACAUAACCUCUGUUGAUUUUUGCAAUUUUCUUUUGUUCAGGGAUUUCGCCAUUUGAAUCCCAUAUACUUACUGUUUAUACUGUAAUUCAAACCAACAAUUUUUUUUUUUACAAAAGGCAUAAAAUCACCUGAAUACAUAUUAAAAAAUUAUAUGUUAAGCCCAUUUCAUAGUUUAAUAGCUUUGAAUAAAUGAUUUGAACACACAGAAUGCACUGAACUGACGAAAGGGAAAAGUUUUAGCACUGAUGUCAGUGUGCUUGGUUCUUACAAAAAGCUAAAAUGAAAAACAGAACAGAUAUGAUGCACACUGUGUAUUUGUAUAUAGUAAAAGCAGAGCAUAUUUAUAAUAACCACUAAAUGUUUAUAAUAUGCUUUUUCGUUGUUAAAACUAAUGGGGUGAUGGUUGAUACAACGGCAUCCCAUUUACCAUUUUUAUGAUGAAUUUCUUGCAGCACUUCAUUUUGAAAAAAAUGUUUUUUAAAGGCACCUGAAGACAAAUGUAGAUGUGUUUGAAAUAAACGAUAACACAGUGUGUUUGUAUGUGUACAUGCACGUACAGAAUGACCAUGCAUUAGUGACACAGAAAUAUAAAUUAUUACUAUGGCUAUGUUUAAAAUUCCUGCAAUUGGCGUGUGUUUUAUAGUUUCAAAUGUACCCACAACCCAUGGAUUUAAUCACAAAUAAAAACAAAAAUAAACAUCUUGUUUCACCCCAGUAUCCUACCUAAGGAUUUUACCAGGCAGUAGGCCUAGACUAUACUCAAGGAAUGUCAUUGCUAAAGGAAAUUUAACCACCAUAUGUACCUGUAUAUACAGUGUGUAUGUGUAUGUCACUCCUAAUUCAUAUAGAAAUAAUGUAAGAUUUUUUUUAUCAUUACCAUUAUUAUAAUUUUAUUAUUAUUAUUAUGUUUGUUUCUUUGUUUUUGAUUUUUGGUAAAAAGUUUUUGGGGUUUUGUGCAGUAAAGCAAUGUGAUUUUCAAUGUACUGGGCCCAGCAUCAGUAGCAGGUUGUGAUGGGGAAAUAAAAAGGAAGGAUCUUUGGGAAAUAGUGGAUGUUCAGACAAUAGCCGUACUUGAAAAACGCUUCGGAGUGGUUUGAGUGCAGUCAACGUUACUUGAAUGACUUUCUGAGCUCGACUUACGCAUGGGGUUGCAUAGCUCUUGUACUAAGCUAGCGGAAACGCGUCGGCGUUUAGCGCAGAUGCUAAAGGCUUCGCGUUUCUUACUGCGUUUGUCUCUGAUUUCUUUUGUUUUUAAGUCUCCCUUGUUCCCAUGAUUUGUGGUGUGCUUCAUAAAGGGGGGGAAACUGCGGAUGGGUAUAAAUACUGUAUGUAUUGCAAUGUACUGAAUGCAGUUUAUUUGAGAGCUGUUUAUUAUUUCAUUCCUGAUAUUGCUGAGAUGUGGGUGUUUUUAAUAAACUUUAUAUUUAUUUGACGGA
Molecule: messenger RNA, 9635 nt
Organism: Anguilla rostrata (American eel)
Lineage: Eukaryota; Metazoa; Chordata; Actinopteri; Anguilliformes; Anguillidae
Product: methylcytosine dioxygenase TET2-like
Exons: 10
Coding region: 934-6498 (1854 amino acids)
Biological process (GO): positive regulation of transcription by RNA polymerase II; myeloid cell differentiation
Cellular component (GO): nucleus
Molecular function (GO): DNA 5-methylcytosine dioxygenase activity
Source: RefSeq, a predicted model, not a curated record